Molecule: messenger RNA, 653 nt
Organism: Acaulospora colombiana
Lineage: Eukaryota; Fungi; Glomeromycota; Glomeromycetes; Diversisporales; Acaulosporaceae
Source: the annotation of a GenBank genome assembly
UGAUGGCGAAGCGCGGUUCGGUUUUAAGCAAGUUCCAAAAUUUCGACGCAUACGCCAAGACUCUUGACGACUUUCGUAUCAAGACUUAUUAUGGUGCAGCAUUGACCAUUAUAAGUACCCUUAUAAUCCUUGUCUUACUUUGGUCGGAAUUUAAUGAAUACAGGUCGACUGAAAUUAAACCAGAAUUGGUGGUUGAUAAGAUGUCAAUUGAUUUGAAUUUGACCGAUUAUCGACCAAUUAUUCGUUUGUCUCUGAUUAAACCGGUUUACUCCCCCUCAGUUUUGAGCGUUGAUGUAAUGGAUAUUGCCGGAGAGUCCCAAAACGAUUUGACACACGACAUAUACAAAACUCGGUUAGAUAGUGAAGGGAAUAAAGUAUACGUCGAAAAGGCAAAGGAUAUUGGAAGUAAUAAUGCAAGGGCAGUGGAGAAUGUGGUUAACGGCACAUCCACGAACGAGGCAUAUUGUGGAAGUUGUUACGGAGGAGAGGCAUCUGAAAGUGGAUGCUGUAAUACAUGUGAAGAAGUUCGAGAAGCGUAUAUACGUAAGGGAUGGUCUUUCAGUAAUCCUGACGAAAUUGAGCAGUGCAUCAGAGAAGGCUGGAAGAAGAAGGCGAUCGAACAGGCCACAGAAGGUUGCAAUGUUGCCGGAAGU